AUGGGUUACAGUUACUGCGAAUUUGAAAGGGCUGAGAAUGAGAGGGAAAUAUCACGUAAUCAACGAGCAACACAGUUAACAAGUUUAAGGGCUCGAUAUGAGAGGGAAAUAUCACGUAUUCGAAGAGAAAUACAGUUAACAAGUGUAAGAGGGGCUGGGGAAUUACCCCGCUGUGAAACAACGACGCUGCAGUUUCAAAGUGUAAGGGAUGAGAGGGUAACAUACAGACCAACAUUGCCACCACCUACAAUCUUCACAGAUGAUUGCACCAUUUGCAUGGAACAACUUCAGAAUGGAGAGUCCAUUCAACCUUCUAGAGUGUGUGUUCAUCAAUUCCACUCCUCUUGCAUCCGCACUUGGUUGGAGAUGGGAUACACUACUUGUCCUCUCUGCCGCAAAAAUUUUAUCUAUUAA
This is a messenger RNA of Abrus precatorius (Indian licorice), 414 nucleotides long. RefSeq names its product RING-H2 finger protein ATL64-like. The transcript is spliced from 2 exons. Lineage: Eukaryota; Viridiplantae; Streptophyta; Magnoliopsida; Fabales; Fabaceae. The coding region runs from base 1 to 414 and encodes 137 amino acids. Gene Ontology annotation, biological process: protein ubiquitination. The record is from RefSeq and is a predicted model, not a curated record.